Molecule: messenger RNA, 3248 nt
Organism: Impatiens glandulifera
Lineage: Eukaryota; Viridiplantae; Streptophyta; Magnoliopsida; Ericales; Balsaminaceae
Product: CRM-domain containing factor CFM2, chloroplastic
Exons: 11
Coding region: 85-3174 (1029 amino acids)
Biological process (GO): RNA splicing, via transesterification reactions
Molecular function (GO): mRNA binding
Source: RefSeq, a predicted model, not a curated record
ACUUACCCUUAGCCGGCGCCGGCCUGAUUCGGACGCCAUUUGCAAGAACAGAAUUGAACUAUCUUCUUUAUGUAAUCCACACAAAUGUCGUCGAUUUUCAUAUUCAAUCACCAACCCUUUGUAUCAUCCAAAACCCUCACUAAACCCUCUUAUUACUUCCAUAUUCAAAAUCUUCUUCCUUUCCAAAAACCUAACCUUCCCCACAGACUUAUCCGCUUUCGUUCUUCCGCUGCUGCCGUAAACCAUGCCGAUUCGCAAACACUUCCUCAAUCCGCCAUUAAAAGAAUCGCCGAGAAGCUUCGCAGCCUCGGUUACGUCAGUGACGACGAGGACGAUGUUAAACGAACCGACGACACGAAGAAUACUUCACCAGGCGAGAUAUUUAUUCCUCUUCCCAAACACUUGCCAAAGUACCGAGUUGGCCACACGAUAGACACGAGCUGGAGCACACCGGAGAAUCCGGUUCCGGAGCCUGGAUUUGGAAACGCGAUACAGAGGUUUCACGAAUUGAGGAAUGGUGUUAGGAGAGAAAAAAUUAAGGAGAAAGAGAAGGGAAUAGUUGAGAGGAAAGAGAAAGUGCCGACCUUUGCGGAGCUGACAUUGCCCAAGGAGGAGCUUCGGAGACUGAGAGCAAGCGGAAUUGGAUUAAAGUUGAAAUUGAAGGUUGGAAAAGCGGGGAUUACAGAGGGUAUAGUCAAUGGAAUUCACGAAAGGUGGAGGAACACCGAGCUUGUUAAGAUUGUAUGUGAUGAUAUUUGCAGGUUGAACAUGCAGAGGACUCAUGAUUUACUGGAGAAAAAAACUGGCGGCAUUGUUAUUUGGAGGUCAGGGAGUAAGAUUAUACUGUACAGAGGGGCUAAUUAUAAAUAUCCUUAUUUCUCAGCUGAAAAUCCUUUGGGUGAAACAAAAUCAAGAGAGGACUCGGCCAUAGAAAUGAAUAAGGAAGAAGAUUCAUUUGUCAUAGAGGACACUGCAAAUGAUUCAUCUGCUGCUGCUGCUGGUGGACCAAGUUUGUCCACUAAAACGAAUAAGCCACCAAUUGUAAAAGGUGUCGGCUAUCAAAGUAGAGUACGAUUCCAGCUUCCUGGUGAGUUGCAAAUGAUUGAAGAGGCUGAUCGUUUGUUAGAUGGAUUGGGUCCAAGAUUUACAGAUUGGUGGGGAUGUGAGCCUCUGCCUGUUGAUGCUGAUCUUCUACCUGCAGUUAUUCCUGGUUUCAAGAAGCCCUUCCGUCUUCUUCCUUAUGGUGUCAAACCUACACUAACUAAUGAUGAAUUGACAAUACUGAAGAGACUUGGUCGACCUUUACCAUGUCAUUUUGCAUUGAGUAGAAACCGCAAACUUCAGGGAUUGGCAGCUUCAAUUGUGAAGCUCUGGGAAAAAUGUGAGAUUGUAAAAGUUGCAGUUAAGAGAGGAGCCCAGAACACUAAUAGUCAAUUAAUGGCUGAAGAGCUGAAGCGGCUUACUGGAGGGUCCCUUCUUUCACGGGACAGUGAGUUUUUUGUUCUCUAUAGAGGAAAGGAUUUCCUGCCUGCUGCAGUUUCUUCCGCAAUUGAAGACCGGAGGAAAAAUGUUAAUAGAGUUGAGAAGAAGGCAUUAUUCGAUUCCAAAUUGUCUCUGCCGGAGCACUCACACAAUAGCAUGAACGAUGGUUCUCAAGAUGACUGUGAUGUGAAAAGCAACCAGAUAAAUAAUCCUUUAUCUGAAGAAAUGAAAUUGAAGACUACUGAAGCUGCUAUUAAAAGGACUAGCUCCAAAUUGGAAACGACAUUACAAAAGAAAAUGAAGGCAGAGAAGCUUCUUGCUGAACUGGAGAAAGAAGAACUUCACCAAGUUGCUGAAGUUGAUAAGGAAGGCAUUACUAAAGAGGAAAGGUUUAUGCUGAGGAAAGUUGGUUUGCAAAUGGGGCCAUUCUUGCUCUUGGGUAGAAGAGGUGUCUUUGAUGGAACAAUUGAGAACAUGCAUCUACACUGGAAGUAUAGAGAACUUGUGAAAAUAAUUUGUGGUGGAAGAAAUAUAGAAGAGAUUCAUGGAGUAGCACGUGUGCUUGAGGCAGAGAGUGGUGGAAUCUUAAUAGCUGUGGAAAGAGUGAGUAAAGGUUUUGCAAUAAUAGUAUACCGAGGAAAGAACUAUGAACGUCCUACUAGCUUGAGGCCUGAGACACUCUUAAACAAAAAAGAGGCAAUGAAACGCUCUUUGGAAGCCCAACGCCGUGAGUCCUUGAAACUUCACGUUUUGAAGCUUAACGACAGUGUAGAUGAUUUGAAGCUACAGUUGGACAAGGACAAGGAAACAAUCAGGUCUCUGGAUCUGCUUGAAGUAGAUGGAUCACAAGCAAGCGCGGAGCAAGAACACAAACACGUGUUAAAUGAAGCAACAACCAUAGCUGGAUCAUCGCAUAAAGAAACAUUGGCAUCUUCAUCUGUGAGUGACCAAGCCAUAGCUGGAUCAUCGCAUAAAGAAACAUUGGCCUCUUCAUAUGUGAGUGACCGAGCCAUAGCUGGAUCAACGCAUAAAGAAACAUUGGCCUCUUCAUCUGUGAGUGACCAAGGAGAUGAUACCGACUCUGUGUUAUGUCACGACGAUAAUGAGUCACUCGGUGCAAUAAGCUUCAUUCCAAAAAAUAACAAAAAAUUCCAUGUUUUUCAUGGCAAUGACAUGAAAAAUAGUGAUAAGCCAUCCAGAUCUCUACAACUUUCCAAUAAAGAGAAACUUGCUUUAAGGAAACAGGCUCUCAGUAUGAAAAAGCGGCAGCGUCCUGUGCUUGCUGUAGGAAAGAGUAACAGUAUAACUGGAAUUGCUAAAACAAUCAAUACCCACUUUGAAAAGCAUCCUCUGGCCAUAGUGAAUGUGAAAGGAAGAGCCAAGGGAACUUCAGUCCAGGAACUGGUCUUCAAACUUGAGGAAGCAACAGGUUCCGUCUUAGUCUCACAAGAGCCAAGUAAAGUGAUACUCUACCGAGGUCAGGGAGCUGGGGAUAAUAAAUUAGCCAGUAGAAAGAGCUCAAAAAAAUUAGCAGCAGAGGGCAGAAAUGGUGAGGUUGCCCGGUCUCUUGUUUCUCCACAACUACUGAUGGCCAUGAGAAUUGAAUGUGGGUUGCUUGAUGAUAAGAAAGAGCAGGACGAAGAAGAUGAAGUAGUUUCGGUAGUUUCUGGUACAGAUACAGUUCUUGAGUAGAAUUAAGGGUUAGAUGAGAAACAGAUUGUAGAAGGAGAAGAGAACAUGAAAGACUUUAUGAUAUCUUUUAUAGA